This is a messenger RNA of Helicoverpa armigera (cotton bollworm), 765 nucleotides long. RefSeq lists its product as uncharacterized. NCBI's taxonomy places the organism in Eukaryota, Metazoa, Arthropoda, Insecta, Lepidoptera, Noctuidae. The coding region runs from base 1 to 765 and encodes 254 amino acids. The transcript is spliced from 2 exons. The record is from RefSeq and is a predicted model, not a curated record.
AUGAUAAACAAUCUGCCGGAAGUCGUAAGGCAUGGCGUUUGUUUAUUAUUUGCGGAUGACUGUAAGUUGCUGCUGGAGUUUAGGUCCGAAUCAGAUUGCAGACGCCUUCAGGAGGAUAUCGAUCGCAUAGUACAAUGGAGUCAUGAAAACAAACUAUACUUCAACGUAUCCAAGUGCUCGUUGAUGAGCUUCACCCGCGCACGGACACCUGUGCGCUAUGAUUAUGUGGUAGACGGGGCGCCACUACAACGAGUAACCGAGGUGCGAGACCUAGGUGUUAUCAUGACUCCCGAUCUGACAUUCCGGGAGCACAUAAACAGAGUCUGUAAGAAAGCGUACAGAAACCUAGGAUUUAUUCUGAGGCAGACACAUAGCUUCACCAAUAUCGCAGCUGUCAGGGUCCUAUAUGAUGCACUAGUCAGGAGUCAUCUGGAACAUAGUGCGGUCAUAUGGGCCCCACAUGAAGCGAAGUACGCGGUAAUGUUGGAGCGCGUUCAAAAUAAGUUUACUCGCCACCUGUAUAAGAAACUAUAUGGGGUAUAUCCGUUUUACCCACUGAUGUAUCCCACCCUGUUUGUCCUGGGCAUGGUUGGCUAUAAUCAACUGCGUGUCCGACGAGAGUUUGCACUGGUUGCCUACUUGGUGAAGGUGCUUCGCGGAUUGGAGAGUCACCCGGCAGUGCUGCAGCGCUUGAGCCUGUGUGUGCCGGACCGCUACGUGUGGCGGCGGCGAAGCCCGCCUCUGCUACUGCUAUAUGCUCUCUGA